UUCUCCUCCUCCUUCUCCUCUUCAUCCUCAUACUCCUCCUCUUCCUCCUCCUUUUCCUCCUCCUCUUCCUCCUCCUCCUCUUCCUACUCUUCCUCCUCCUCCCCCUCCUCCUCUUCUUCCUCCUCUUCCUCCUCCUCUACCUCCUCCUCCUUCUCCUCUUCAUCCUCAUACUCCUCCUCUUCCUCUUCCUUUUCCUCUUCCUCUUCCUCUUCCUCCUCCUCCUCUUCCUACUCUUCUUCCUCCUCCUCCUCCUCCUCCUCCUCCUCCUCCUCCUCCUCCUCCUCCUCCUCCUCCUCUUCUUCCUCCUCUUCCUCCUCCUCUACCUCCUCCUCCUCCUCCUCCUCCUCUUCCUCCUCCUCUUCCUCCUCUUCCUCCUCCUCCUCUUCUUCCUCCUCUUCCUCCUCCUCUUCUUCCUCCUCCUUUUCCUCUUCCUCCUCUUCCUCCUCUUCCUCCUCCUUUUCCUCCUCCUACUCCUCUUCUUCCUCCUCCUCCUCCUCUUCCUCCUCCUUCUCCUCCUCUUCUGCCUCCUCCUCCUCUUCCUCUUCCUCUUCCUCUUCCUCUUCCUCUUCCUCUUCCUCUUCCUCUUCCUCUUCCUCCUCCUUCUCCUCUUCCUCCUCCGCC
Molecule: messenger RNA, 621 nt
Organism: Limanda limanda (common dab)
Lineage: Eukaryota; Metazoa; Chordata; Actinopteri; Pleuronectiformes; Pleuronectidae
Exons: 2
Source: RefSeq, a predicted model, not a curated record